AAAUACACAAACUUCCCAGAACCGAUGGAGGACCAAAACCCUUUUCAGGACCCUGCAGUGACUCAACACAACAGCAACAUAGGAUAUACCACACUGGACCUUUACAACCUGGUUCAUAAUACAACUGACCCUCCUCCACCAUAUGAAGCCAUUCCUCCAUCUGCACCUGUGCAGACCCCAAAGAGCACGACAACGCCUACGGAGUCUCACAUAUAUGGCUCCUACGACUCCCAGCCUGUCGUGAAUGCUGCUAAGGCAGAGCUGAUGAGGAAGUAGGAGGAGCUGGCAAAGAAACCCCAGGAGCUGGAGAGUAUAGAGCGGAAGCUUAUGACACACAACCUCGUAGCAGGAGCCUCCCGGGAGAAUAACUGCCCCUCCCCGCCUUCCUUCUGCUCUGUGGGUCCCUGUUUCUAUCAGGACAUCAAUGUGGAGAUCAGCCAGCAGUUCCAGCGCACGGUCACCAUUAUGUACUACUUCUGGUUGUUCUGCACAGGCACGCUGUUCUUCAACCUGAUCUCUUCCUUGGUCCUGUUCUGCAUCACCUUGUCCAGUGAUGCUCGCUCUGGUCUGUACCUCGCCGUGCUGUGGGUCGGACUUUUCACUCCCUGCUCGUAUUUCUGCUGGUAUCGACCUGUGUACAAAGCCUUCAGGAAUGACAGCUCCUUCAACUUCUUUGCCUUCUUCUUCAUUUUCUUUGCCCAAGUGGUUGUCUUUGUCAUCAUGACCAUCGGCAUCCCUGGUUGGGGGUUCAGUGGUUGGAUUGUGAGCCUUUCAGCUCUGAGCUUCAGCCUCAUUGCCAGUGUGAUCAUGAUGAUCAAUGCCAUUCUCUUUACUGCAGAAACCAUUAUGGGGGUCGUCAUGCUGAAACGGAUCCACAAUCUGUACAAGCAAACCGAUGGCAGCUUUCAGAAGGCCCAGGCUGAGUUGGCCACUGCAGUCAUGUCCAAUCAUGCUGUACGCCAGGCUAUUGCCAGCGCCUCUGCCAGUGUUGCCCAGGGGGCCUCCACUGCCCCUUGA
Molecule: messenger RNA, 1017 nt
Organism: Pelmatolapia mariae (spotted tilapia)
Lineage: Eukaryota; Metazoa; Chordata; Actinopteri; Cichliformes; Cichlidae
Product: secretory carrier-associated membrane protein 3
Biological process (GO): protein transport
Cellular component (GO): recycling endosome membrane; trans-Golgi network membrane
Source: RefSeq, a predicted model, not a curated record